Molecule: messenger RNA, 897 nt
Organism: Jaculus jaculus (lesser Egyptian jerboa)
Lineage: Eukaryota; Metazoa; Chordata; Mammalia; Rodentia; Dipodidae
Product: vomeronasal type-1 receptor 1-like
Exons: 1
Coding region: 1-897 (298 amino acids)
Biological process (GO): G protein-coupled receptor signaling pathway
Cellular component (GO): membrane
Molecular function (GO): pheromone receptor activity
Source: RefSeq, a predicted model, not a curated record
AUGGUACAAAUGACUGUUGGUGACAUGGCUUUGAAGGUCGCGCUCCUGCUCCAAGUGGGCGCUGGUGUUCUGGGAAACGCUUACCUGCUCUUCCUCCAUGGCUCUCUGUGUAGCUCAGGGCACAGACAGAAGACUGCAGAUCUCGUUCUGUCCAACUUGGCCAUGGCCAAUUCCUUCGUUCUGCUCUCCAAGGGUACACAGCAAAUCAUGGAAGACUUGGGACUGACAAGUGUCCUGGAAGGUUCCGGGUGUCAGGUCUUCUAUUACUUGCACAGGGUGUCUCGAGAAGUUUUGCUCUGUGUCACUUGCCUGCUGAGCUGCUUCCAGUCAGUCGUGGUCAGCCCCAGGAGCGGGCUGUGGCUGGUGCUGAGGCACAAGAUCUCUAAGCAUGCUGGCUCCUCCUGUUUCCUCUGCUGGACUCCCAAUCUGGCCAUCAACAUCAUUUCUCCCAUUCAGAUCAGGGUUGCCUGGGAAAACAGCAGUGAUUUCGUCACAAGGAACAGCAUCGUUUGCCAGUUGCAGGCCACCAAGUCUGGCAUGUAUUCAAUUCCCCUGUCCUUUAUGGGAGCUCUGCUGAUGACACUCAUGGUUGUGGCCAGCGUGCACAUGGUGUGUGUCCUGCUCAGACACCACCAGAAGGUCCAGCAUAUUCACAGUCCCAGUGUCGCCCACAGGACGUCUCCUGAAGUGUGGGCCACCUACAGCAGCCUUCUUUUAGUGGCCAGCUUCAUUCCCUUUUAUUUUCUCAACAGCAUCUACGUAUUUUACGACACAAAGUCAUUUAGUUCCUACUUAUGGCUGCAGCACACCCUGAAGUUUCUUGCUACAUGUUUUCCCACCCUCAGCCCCUUGGCGUUGGUCCUGAAGAAUUCCAGAGCCCUGGGCUCCUGCUUUUAG